AUGACCGACCGAUUUGCGCGCACCGAUGGAUUAACCACUUCUCCUUGCAACACCACAGACGGGCUAUACUGCGGGGGAACAUGGCGAGGCAUGAUUAAGCAACUCGACUACAUUGAAGGAAUGGGAUUCGAUGCAGUCAUGAUAUCCCCUAUCGUCAAGAACAUCGAAGGAAGGGUCUCCUAUGGCGAAGCCUACCAUGGCUAUUGGCCAGAGGAUCUAUACUCGCUGAAUCCGCAUUUCGGAACCAAACAAGAUCUCCUCGACUUGAGCAAGGCGCUUCACGAUCGCGACAUGUAUCUCAUGAUGGACACCGUCAUUAACAACAUGGCAUACAUAACCAACGGCUCUGAUCUCAGUACCAGCAUUGACUACUCCAUUUUCACUCCUUUCAACGACUCCAAGUACUACCACCCCUACUGUCCCAUCACCGACUACAACAACUACCCACUGGCGCAGGCCUGCUGGACCGGCGACGAUAUCGUUGCGCUCCCCGACCUCAAGACCGAAGAUCCCUCCGUCCAAAAAAUCCUCAACACCUGGAUCCAAGAGAUCAUGGCCAACUACUCCAUCGACGGACUCCGCCUCGACGCUGCCAAACACGUCACCCCCAGCUUCCUUCCCAUCUUCCAAAAGGCCGCAAACAACUCCUUCAUCACCGGCGAAGUCUACGACCAGUCUGUCGACACUAUCUGCGACUAUCAAGCCCACUACCUGCCCAGUGUUCCCAACUACCCAGUCUACUUUGCGCUCCUAGACGCCUUCACGCGCGGAAACACAUCCACGCUUCCCAACCUCAUCCAAGUCAUGAAACACUCCUGUCCCAACGUCACGACCUUAACGAGCUUCUCCGAGAACCACGACGUCGCACGCUUCGCCAGUCUAGUCCCCGACAUGAACCUCGCCAAAAACCUCCUGACCUACACCCUCCUCUCCGACGGAAUCCCCAUGAUCUACCAAGGCCAAGAACAACACCUAAAUGGGGCCUACGACCCCCUAAACCGCGAAGCCUUGUGGCUCUCAUCCUAUGACACAUCCACCCCACUAUAUCAACACAUCCGCACGCUCAACCGGCUCCGCAAACACGUCCACCAAGUUGAUCCCAGUUACCUGGCGACACAGUCUGUCCCUAUCUACCGUGGCUCUAGCGAGAUGGGCUUCCGGAAGGGAAAAGUGGUGAUGAUGUUGUCAACCCAGGGAACGAAAAGCGGAAAGUACACAGUGCGCUUAGUGAAUGGGUAUCAACCCGGUGUUGUAGUUAUGGAGGUGGUAACGUGUGGGAAUUAUACGGUUAAUGAGAGGGGGGAGGUGUGGUUGGAUAUGGAGAGGGGGGAACCGAGAGUGUUGUUUCCUGUGGAGAUGAUGGAGGGGAGUGGGGUUUGUGGGUUUGAUGUGAGGAAUGUUGGGGUAAAUGGGGAUGUUUCUGGGGGAAGUAAGGGUGGGUUGAUGGUAUGGUGGUGGUGGUAUGUUUUGGGGAUGUGGCUGGUGGGUUGGGGGGUUGUAUGA
Messenger RNA from Aspergillus sclerotioniger CBS 115572, 1503 nucleotides. RefSeq names its product alpha-amylase. NCBI's taxonomy places the organism in Eukaryota, Fungi, Ascomycota, Eurotiomycetes, Eurotiales, Aspergillaceae. Bases 1 to 1503 code for a protein of 500 amino acids. Gene Ontology annotation, biological process: carbohydrate catabolic process. The record is from RefSeq and is a predicted model, not a curated record. Gene Ontology annotation, molecular function: alpha-amylase activity; calcium ion binding. The transcript is spliced from 2 exons.